This is a messenger RNA of Guillardia theta CCMP2712, 1179 nucleotides long. RefSeq lists its product as hypothetical. The record is from RefSeq and is a predicted model, not a curated record. Bases 1 to 1179 code for a protein of 392 amino acids. Lineage: Eukaryota; Cryptophyceae; Pyrenomonadales; Geminigeraceae. The transcript is spliced from 2 exons.
AUGACGCCCUUGCGGGCGCAAGCACUUCUCGAGCCAGAGGACAGCUCCUCCUCGGACUUUGUCGAGUCGCCCGAGGAGGAGUCUUCGCCGGAGGUCUCCGACUCCGAUGGGGGAAACCGUCAUCAGCCGCCGCAGCCGCAGCCGCAGCCGCAGCCGCAGCCGCAGCCGCAACACCACCGCCACCACCAGCAACCGCAGCAGCAGCAGCCGCAGCCGCAGCACCCGCGUCAGCAGCAGCAGCAACAGCAGCAGCAGCAGCAGCAGCAACGCCAGCGUCAGCAGCAGCGUCCGCGUCAGCAGCAGCAGCAGCAGCAGCACCAGCACCAGCAGCAGCAGCACCAGCAACCACCACAGCAGCGACCACAACCGCGCGGGCCGAGGGAGCAGCGGCAGUCCGGCCAAUCGUCUCAGGAGUCUGAGCCUGCUCCUCCGCCGCGACCUACGCUGUCCCUCACCUCUGCGAGCGAGCGCCAAAGACAGUUGGCGAUUCAUCAGUUCACUGCGGGUGACCUUCAUCGGGCGGUACGGACACUACUGAGCUCCGGCAUCUACAGGGCUGAAUCUUUUGCUGAUCUUCUUGCUGAAGCACAAGAGAAGUUCCCUGAUGUUCGGACUCGAUCGAGACGGCUGUCUGAAGUUCUCGCAAACCGCGUCAGCGCUCCUGCCCCGGUUCACGCUCGCGGUGAUGAUGAGGAUGUUGCCAACCCCACAGUGCUGGUGAGUUUGGAUGCAAAGAACGCCUUCAACUCCCUCGACCGCCAGGCUCUCUUCGAUGCAAUCGAGGGACGUGCGAGUCGCGACUACUUUGAUGGGAGCAUCACUGAAGGCGCUCGCUUGCCCUCUUGCGAGCAUCUCCGUUUGUUCGCCUCCUACCUCUCCAGCUACUAUGGAGACUCUGCUGACCUUCGACUCUUUCACAAAAGUCAGUCAGCCUCCGUUCAGUGUACCUCGGGCGUCUGUCAGGGCGAUGUCCCCUCCAGCGUAUUUUUCUGCCACAGUAUCCACCCCCCAGUGCUCCUCCAUAUCACAGAGCUUUUUCCCUCUGUUCGAGUCUUGGCCUAUGCUGACAACGUCGUGCUUGUCGGUCCACUCGAAGAUGCCGUUGCAGCUACGUCCGCUAUGAAGAAGUACAUGUUGGCUGAUCUGAAGCUAGAGAUUCAACCUCGAGAGGGCGCUUGA